UUAUUCAACAUUGAACGAUGUCGAUUGCUUCCAAGAGACAAUAGUAAAAUCAUCAAGCGGCCAGUGUUUAUACACAAAAUGCAGGGUAUGGUUCGCCGGAGAAGGAAUCAAACUGUCGAUUGGUUUACGAUGGGGAGAGAGGAGGAUUUGGACUCUUGCAGCUCGUCGUCGAUCGGGAAGAACAGUGACGUGUCCGGUGGUUCAUCCGAAGAAGAAGAUGAUACUGAGGUCCCGAGUUCUUACAAAGGACCCUUGGAUACCAUGCACGAUUUAGAGGAGGUUUUGCCAAUCAGGGUAGGCAUAUCGAAAUUUUAUAGUGGCAAAUCAAAGUCCUUCACAAGCCUUGCAGAUGCAUCAUCUAUUUCCACCAUCGAAGACCUUGCAAAGCCAGAAAAUCCCUACAAUAGGAAGCGCAAGAGCUUGUUAACCCAGAGCAGUCGCCCUUUAAGGAACAAUGCAAGUGGAAUACCAAAGAAACAUAUUGACUUCAGUCAAAGUGCCUUGAUUCUUGGAGCAACCAUGAGAAAAAGCAAGGAAAAUUUCAACUUGAUAUCAUCACCUUCCGGCUGUCUUCCACCUCAGCAUCCACAAACUAAAGUACUGCCCAGAAAUGCAUCAUCAUCAUCAUCAUCUCUGCCUCCUCAACAGAAUCCUCCUUGGCGCUCUUUCUCUCUAUCAGAUCUACAAUGUGUUGUAGGUACAGAUCCUGUGGAAUGAAUAAACAAGGUUUAUGAGUUAUGAUUUACUCCUGCUUUGAGUAAUCAAUAAUCUGGUGUGUUUUUUCUCCACGAACAACCUAAGGUUGGGUGUACGAUCACAGAAAGGAAGACAAGCUGAUAUCAUAGUGUAAGACCCUCUUUGAUUUUGUCUUUUGCAGUCUAGUCUCUCUUCUUUUGGGAUAGGACAUAAAGGGGAGAGCUUAGUGCAGAUAAAAAUUUCAAAAAACAUGCUAGGGAAGAAACCAUGUUUUAUAUGAUAAUAGCAAAGUUGCCUUUGAUGGGUUGUGAACCAUGAAGUAAUAUUGUAUAAAAAGUAUUUAGUAAAUUUUGAUA
Messenger RNA from Carica papaya (papaya), 1052 nucleotides. RefSeq lists its product as uncharacterized. The record is from RefSeq and is a predicted model, not a curated record. Lineage: Eukaryota; Viridiplantae; Streptophyta; Magnoliopsida; Brassicales; Caricaceae.